This is a messenger RNA of Dichomitus squalens LYAD-421 SS1, 3888 nucleotides long. RefSeq names its product nucleotide-diphospho-sugar transferase. The transcript has 3 exons. The record is from RefSeq and is a predicted model, not a curated record. Bases 735 to 1493 code for a protein of 252 amino acids. Lineage: Eukaryota; Fungi; Basidiomycota; Agaricomycetes; Polyporales; Polyporaceae. Gene Ontology annotation, molecular function: glycosyltransferase activity.
GUCUAGCCAGCAUGCUGCGUUCUACGUCAACACCCUCGGCUUCCAGUUCUUCCUACCCUUCCCCACCCCUAUCACCACAAUUCGACCUGUCGGCACGCUCGGGCACAUACUCCGACACGCAAUCCCGUCCACGUCUGAAUUCUCGGGAGCGUCGGCGAAUACCACCGCCUCGCCUGCGUGCUAGAGGCCCUCUGGAUCCCUCUGAAACGACCUUCUUACGGCUCUUACGACAUAUACGCUGGUGGCCAAGAGCGAGCAUGGCGCGGCUGUGGUGGAAGCUGCAAGGGUAUGGCCUGGACAGGCCGUCGGAGUGGGGGCGCUGGACAUGGAUCGGAAUACUGUCGCUCGGGCUCAACGUUCUCUUCGUCGUACGCUACAUUCAACAUAUUCCUCCAGCAGACGUUUUCACGCGCUGGUCACCACUGUGAGUCUACCGCAUUAUUGUCAAACGAACCUUCCAUCCUCGGACGCUGUUGCAUGAUGCGAGACUCCAUGCGCGUUCCUCCCCCCUGGCACGUUGAACUCGUGUGACCUAUUGUUCACUGGCUAAAUGCGACCUGCUGCCCGCCAGACACAAUCUGCCACUUGUCGAUCAAGACGCGCUUCUCGUCCCCAGCCCACUGGACGGGCACGGCAACAUCGUCGCGACGUCAUUCUUCACGGACGAGUUCGCAACCGCCGUCGCCGCGCUCGGCGACUCCCUCAACCGUGCGAACACGACCGCGCGCAAGGUCAUGCUCUACAUCCCCGAGCAGGUCUCCCCGCGCGGGCUCUGCAUCGCGUCCGCGACCGGCUUCCACCCGCAUCCCGUCGCGCGCAUCGAGCCCCCGGACGCGGGCGCGGGCGUCUACCCGCACUUCAUCGACCAGUACACGAAGCUGCGCCUGUGGGAGCUCGACGCGCUCGGCGCGACGGGCGUCGUGUACCUCGACGCGGACACGCUCGUGUUGCGCAACUUUGACGAGCUCUUCGCGCUCCCGUACCGCUUCGCGGCGACGGGGGACGUGUACACGAACCGGAAGGGCUUUGUGCUCGGCUUCAACGCGGGCGUGCUGUUCCUCCGGCCGAGCACGGCGCUGUUCGGGGAGAUGCUGCGGCGGAUCCCGGAGGCCGACUACUGGAGGCACGACGCGGAGCAGGCGUUCCUCAACACGUUCUUCGCGAAGGACGUCGUGCGGCUGCCGUACGCGUACAACGCGAACCUCGCGAUCAAGGCGCGCGCGCCGCGGAUGUGGGAGGGCAUCAAGAAGGAGAUCCGGGCCAUCCAUUAUACGAUGGUGAAGCCGUUCACGAAGGACAACAAGAACUACGCGCUGGUGCCGAUGCACGAGCUCGAGGCGAACGCGAGGCGGAGGGCGUCGGAGGAGGGCGGGGUGUUCGUCGAGGAGAUGGAGAUGUGGGCGCAGUCGUGGCACAGGACGUACGCGACGCACGGGGAAAAGCUCGAGAGUUGUAAGGCGCUGUCGAAUAUCCCUGGCCAACGAGAGUGGUGAUAACCACGACGCGCAUACAUGCGCAUGGCGAGAAUGGUCUGCAAGCAACUCUCCCCACCACUCCAGUCCGAAGCAUUUUGCACGUCGCAUACGUUACCGUAUACUAUCAAUCACUGGAUAAGAUCCCUCGCAUAAACACUGUAUCGUAGCCGUGGUACGUCAUGUAGCAUUUGCAGGCUCCUCCCUCGCACGUCGCACAUCGAGCACCUUUUGAGUCUGUAACAAGUAAUCAUAGCCGCGACGGGUGAAUCGUUUCUCUGCCAGAGUAGAUAGCAGCAGCACAGCAGCAAUGCGAUUUAAUGAUAGCGCGACAACACAGCGACCAGGCGAUGGGAACGACGACCGGGUGAUAACUAAGUGGUACGUACGUAUAAUAGGAGAGGAGAUAUUAAUGACAACAUAGUAGAAUGGAUCGGAUGAAGGAUGGGAGAGACUUGAGAGGAAAUGAGGGAGAAAGCGAGAACGGGUUGAAUAAAUCAGAGAAGGCGAGACCCCGAGUCUUGGAUGCGAGCUGGGAAGAUGGAAGUAUUGCGAUCUUGUGCCAAUUUAGGCGCUCCUAAGUUCAAGAGUAAUUAGAUAGUCUAUGUACCGUAGCCCCGCCACUUUGUGAGAAUGAAGACGUCUGGACAUGCAUACCCGCACAGAUAUCAGAACAGGCGGAAUGUUGAGGUUCCUUUUUGCGCCAGCUAUCCCGUCUUAGUAGAUCUCAUUCCUCUAUCUGCGCCACAGGCGAGGAAGACAACCUCACGGCCUUCACCUCCUUCAGACUCGCCAGGACGCUCUGCCAGCUGCCCGGGCUCCUGGACGAUUGCCACGGGUAGUCCACAGGCCUGAGGUCGACAUGAGGGAACAUCCGGUCCACGAACUCGGCCACCCGUCUCGCAUCGGCCUUGGGCACGUCUCCCGCGAGCCAUAUCUGCCUGAGCCCAUGAUUCGACGCCUUCGGACACGCGUCGAGCGAGCGCUUCUUGAUGCCCCGCACGUCGACCGAGGCGAGCCACAACGUCUGCAAUCGCGGACAGUGCUCGACGAACACCCCAAGCGCGUCGAUGGGCAGCUCCGCGGGAACGGGAGAGUACAACAGCCGCAGCUCACGAAGGUUCGGCCAGGCCUUGGCGAACGUGGUGACACCCUCGGCGCACAAGGACAAUGCGACCCCAGUGCCGGAGAUGAUGCAUACGUCUUCGAGCAGCGGCAGAUUGAGCAGCGGCGCGAGCACGUCGAUAGGCCGUGCGAGCGACGCCAUGUCUCCCGUCCAGGAGCCGGAGAGACGGACGGAGCGCAACGAGGACCCGAAGCGGGCGCAUAGGACGUUCAGACACCCGCGGUAGUCCUCCCAGCGAUCUGGGCGAGGGACGAGGGCGCCGAACGAUGUGAGCUCGCCGGAAGAGACGUACGAGAGGAAGCGGGUGACGAGCGAGAGGGUGCCGUGGACGCGCAGCGUGCGGAGGGAAUGGAAACCAGUCACCUCUCCAUCGAACACGGACGAGUCUGUGAGAUUGAUCCCAAACUCUUGCAGGGGGAACGCGGCGCAGGACCGGAUGACGGGCAGGUAGCCGGAUCCGAAGCCGUGGUGCGAGAAAUUGAUUAUACUGAGCGAUUUCAAUCUCGCGAGCUCGCCGAGGCAUACGAUAGAGGAUGAGUGGAUGUUCCCGGACAGUGUGAGAAGCUCGAGAGAGGGGGCAGCGGUACUUAGGUCGUGGAUGAACCGACUGAAGACAUAGUUUGUGGUCGAGGUUGCGACUGCGGGCGGUGCAAUUUCGCCCUUGGCACCGAGACCAGCGAUGCAGAGUUCUCGAAGGGAAGGUGGUACCACGGAAAGUAUCUCAAGGACGUCUGUCGGGGUUCUUUGCGUCCAAUGAAGCACCUGAAGACUAGGAAGCAAUGGUUCCCCUCUCAAUUGACUGUGUACCACCGAGAAUACCUCCGGCUCGAUCCUGUGUAGGUCCGCGCGGUGUGCAAGCCUGCGAAUGCGAGUGGCGUAGUACCGCAUGCGGGCGAUCGACUCCUCUGGUACACAUCCCGCCAAAGCGUAGACAUUCCCGUUACUCUUAUCCUUAUUCCGAUCCUCCAGCCUCUGGAACCCCGGUGACAGCACGUGUAGGACGACGGUCAGCGAAUCGACCUGGCGCCAGAGGACGUUGAUGGCGAAUUCAAAGAGGACGGGGCUCGCCCUGGCACAUCUGGCGAGCGCUAUGAGGCCAGGGUCGUCGACCUUGUCGAAGGGAAAGGAUGCUGGGGCCAAAUGAUCAAGUAUGCCGCGGAGUAUAUCGUCGUUCCAUAACUGCCGACGGUAUUGAGGAAGCAUGAUCGCGUCGGCUCGCCCGGAACUGCGACAACUACUAUCACGCUGGUCGGGCUGGAGCACCGACGACAAGAAGCUGUAGGAACAAGU